ACGAGCUAUGAGCUACGAGCUAUGAGCUACGAGCUACGAGCUACGAGCUAGCUUAAACAUGGUUGACCCCGGUUUUCGGUACCCAACCCUAUUCAAAGGACCUUGAGGCGGCCGGAGGAGGAGCAUGAGACCUUGGAAGAGAAGCUUCCGGUCUGUCGUGAGGCGUGGCCGUCCUCGGACCGUCUCACUGCGGUACAUCACGCCCUCAGAGGCCUUUACCACCUGUACACACACGACAUCCCUGACCUUUGACCUCACGUCGGAGCAGGAACAACCCCCCCACACAGGUGAGGAGCAGAUGGAGGUCCAGGGUGGAGCUCCUGACCCGGCGGACCCCAGAAAAGCCCAAAGCUCCUCCCAGGUCCAGAUGCAGGAGGAGGAGGAGGAGGAGGAGGAGGAGGAGGAGAGGACCAGGAGGAGAGCCGAGAGGAGGAGAGCCAAAAAGAGAAGGCAGAAGCAGCGUAAGAAGGAGAGGACGGAGGACGCUUCAGAGGGAGGACCCGUGCGAGAGGAAGUGAACGAGGCGGUGUCCGAGAGUGACGAGGAGGAGGAGGAAGAGGAAUGGACCGCCGUUCCUCCCAGAAGCCGGUGUAACCUGGACUCGGUCCCCGUUGCCGUGACGAGGGAGAAGAGCAACGGGCCGCUGCCGCGUGGGACCUCGGAGGAAGAGCCCGUGUGGGACGUCAGCAGUGCGUUCGUGGCGAACGCCGUCAGCCACAUCAGAAACCUCAAAGGCCUGAAGACCAGAACCACACAGACCAGAGAGGACCAGGAGAACGAGGGCGGCCAGGUGGAGAGCAGAGAGGUGAGGAAGAGGAGGGGCGAGUCUCUGACAGUGCAGGGCAUCCAGAUGUUCGGGCGCGGCCGCUACAGCCACGCGGUGGACAUGUUCACCGCGGCCAUCCACUGCGACCCCACGGACCACCGUUUCUACGGCAACCGGUCCUGCUGCCUCUGGUGUCUGCAGCGGUUCCCGGCCGCGCUGGCCGACGCCCACAGGGCCGUGCAGCUGGCCCCCGAUUGGCCGAAGGGCCACUUCCGUAAGGGCUGCGCUCUGAUGGGGUUAAAGCGCUUCAGGGAGGCCGAGGCCUCCAUGCUCCAGGUGUUGCUGCUGGAUGGAGGCUGUAAGGAGGCGUCCAGGAAGCUCGUCGCCUGCCGGGCGCUGCAGCUCACGAAGCUGGGCUCCGAGGAGGCGCAGAGCAAAGCGCUGCUGGAGAAGUCCACCGGCGUCCAGGCGCUCGCCGCCUCACCGGAGGCCCAAACACUGAAGCAGGACCAGAGUGGGAGCUGUCGCUCUCUGUGGGUGGGCAACAUCACGCUGGAGGUGACGGAGAGAGACGUCCUGUCUCUCUUUGAGAUGGCGGGCGAGAUCGAGAGCGUCCGGGUUCUCCACAAGCGUUCCUGCGCCUUCGUCAACUUCAAGAACGCCAACAUGGCCGUCCGGGCGCUGGAGCGGCUGCAGGGCGCCGAGCUCGGGAGCGGCAGGCUGGUGAUGAGGUACCCGAACCGCCGGACCCGGACCGCCACGACCCCCACGACCCCCAUGACCCCCACGACCCCCCAACCAAGGACCAAUGCUGCAGGGACACAGCAGAGCUCACCGGCCACAGGGUCCAGACGGUGCGUCCCCAUAAACGGAGACGAGUGCUUCUACUGGCGGACCUCGGGCUGUUUCUAUGGCGACGCCUGCCGCUUCAAACACACGGCCGACCAACGAGGCCGAGACAAGAAGCCGUGGCAGCCUUAGCAGUGUGUGUGUGUGUGUGUGUGUGUGUGAGUGUGUGUGUGAGUGUGUGUGUGAGUGUGUGUGUGCGUGCGACGCCAUGUUUCCACACCCAGAGGCCCCUCGUCCGGGUCGUUCAGUCGGACGUGCAGUCUGCGGCCUCGCCACCAGAGGGCGCCAGAGCCAACGACACUCUGGUCCUUUUUUAAAGCCAGGAGUUUCAUAAAGUCUUUGGAGAUGUAUAAAUAUUUGGACAAAACAAUAAAUGAAUGAAACCAACAUAUAUUUGUUGAAGUCUCGCCGGUUGCCUCGGCAACAAGCCAACGGGACUCUUUCUUUUGAUUUUGGAUUAUUACAGUGAAAUAAACUCUUUUAAAGCUU
Molecule: messenger RNA, 2104 nt
Organism: Pseudoliparis swirei
Lineage: Eukaryota; Metazoa; Chordata; Actinopteri; Perciformes; Liparidae
Product: tetratricopeptide repeat protein 31-like
Exons: 14
Coding region: 125-1747 (540 amino acids)
Molecular function (GO): RNA binding; metal ion binding; protein binding
Source: RefSeq, a predicted model, not a curated record